Mastomys coucha (southern multimammate mouse) is the source of this 1053-nucleotide messenger RNA. RefSeq names its product mas-related G-protein coupled receptor member B4-like. Gene Ontology annotation, biological process: G protein-coupled receptor signaling pathway. Gene Ontology annotation, molecular function: G protein-coupled receptor activity. The record is from RefSeq and is a predicted model, not a curated record. Gene Ontology annotation, cellular component: membrane. The coding region runs from base 94 to 1053 and encodes 319 amino acids. Lineage: Eukaryota; Metazoa; Chordata; Mammalia; Rodentia; Muridae. The transcript has a single exon.
GACAUUCCUUCAUAGUCACACAGUCCUAACAGAGCAUAUUAUGGAUUCAUAUCUCUAUUUCUUUGCAGGAACACCAGUGGAAAAUUCCUAAGCAUGGAUUCAACUGCCCCAUCCUGGUAUAUUAACAACACAGAAGUCGAAGAAAUUUACUACAUUGAAAAUUUAUCCUGUUUGACCAUGUUCAAUUUUCUCACUAUUAUGGUUGCUGUGGUUGGGCUGGCAGGAAAUUCCAUAGUGCUAUGGCUUCUAGCCUUCCAUAUCCAUAGAAAUGCCUUCUCAGUCUAUGUCCUCAACCUGGCUGGUGCUGAUUUCUUACAACUUUGCUCUCAGAUUGUGUAUUCCCUAUCGUGUGUCCUUCAUGUAUAUAUCAGCAAAAUUUCUUUUUUUGUCUUUAUAUUUAUUUUUGCUUACUUUGCAGGUUUAUGCAUGAUUGCAGCCAUUAAUGUUGAGCGCUGCUUGUCUGUUAUAUGGCCCAUCUGGUAUCACUGCCAAAGACCAAGACAUACAUCAGCCAUCGUUUGUGUUCUGCUCUGGACUUUCUGUCUGUUGUUGAGCCUCCUGCUAUGUCUAGGCUGUGGCUUAAUUUUCACGGAUUUUAAAUAUUAUUUCUGUGAAACUUUUAUGUUUAUCACUACUGCAUUUAUAAUAGUGUUAACUGUGGUUCCUUCUGUGUCCACCCUGGCCCUGUUGGUAAAGAUCAUCUGUGGAUCACACAGGGUUCCUGUGACCAGAUUGUAUAUAACCAUUGCUCUCACAGUGGUGGUCUUCAUAAUUUUUGGUCUGCCCUUUGGGAUUUGCAUUUUCCUCUUGGAAAGUUUUGACGUGUUUCAAAGCAUUAUUUCACCAAAAACUUCAGAAAUUAUGCUAUUCCUGUCCUGUAUUAACAGCUGUGCCAAUCCCAUCAUUUACUUCCUUGUUGGCUCCAUUAGGCACUGCAGGUUUCAAUGGCAGAGUCUGAAGCUACUUCUGCAGAGAGCCAUGCAGGACACUCCUGAGGAAGAAAGGGGAGAAAGAGGUACUUCACAAAGGUCUGGGGAACUGGAAACCAUCUAG